Messenger RNA from Notodromas monacha, 753 nucleotides. The record is from the annotation of a GenBank genome assembly. Lineage: Eukaryota; Metazoa; Arthropoda; Ostracoda; Podocopida; Cyprididae.
AUGCGUCGUGCCUUCACGUUUGACGAAGAUCUCGAGAUCCUGUGUUAUUUCCUGAGUUUCUGUAGUUAUCGCCACAAGUUUGGCAACUCUGUGUGGAAAGACGCCAUCUUGAACGGCGUCUUACCGCAUCGGUCGUGGCAAAGCAUUCGCGAACGGUAUUUGAAACACGUUCGCCCGAAACUUAGUGACUUCGGUGCUUACGGGCUUUUGCCCAGAGUGCAGGAAUUUGUGGAUGGUCAAGCGGCCGAUGAACAACUUAUUCCAGCUCAACCUCUUCCAAGCGAUGAAUUUCCAGCGACAAGUACAGUCACGCAAGACGAUGCGUGCAUCAGAGCCUCGAGCAAUCUGGAUUCAAGUCAAGAAAGAGCAGCUGAUGAAGACGUCGUGCCAGCUUCUCCAAGAGUCGUUGUGCAGAAAAUGCGUCUGCGGAAUUCGCAGGUUAUUGGCAACAUGGAAACGUCGGUUUCUCGUGUGCCUGAGACUGCGGAAUCGGAGCCCUUGAAUGCAGUCAAUGCUGGAAGCGAAUCUGGAAGAGAAAUUGAGGUUGUUAUCCCGAUUUCCGUGAUGGAUUCUGGUCAACCUUUGGAGCCUCUUCCGGAUACUGACCAUCAAGUCGAUACUCAGCAUUCGACGUACGAAACUGCGGCAGAAAAUACCCAAGUUUCUGUUGCUGAUGAUGACGGUGGCGUGGAUAAAAACGAACCUGUUGUUGUGGGUUGUGAUGAAAUGGAAAUCGUUUCGGGGGUACGAGAG